AUGGCUCCACAGCCAAACACUUCAAUGUUGCAACAAGUAAUGCCUCAAGAUCCAAACACUUCUAUUCCGCAACAAGUAAUGCCUCAAAAGCCAAACACUUCUAUGCCGCAACAAGUAAUGUCUCAAGAGCCAAACACUUCUAUGCCGCAACAAGUAAUGCCUCAAGAGCCAAACACUUCCAUGUUGCAACAAGUAAUGCCACAAGAGUCAAACACUUCCAUGUUGCAACAAGUUAUGCCUCAACAGCCAAACACUUCUAUGCCGAAACAAGUAAUGCCUCAACAGCCAAACACCCUUAUGCCGCAACAAGUAAUGCCUCACGAGCCAAACACUUCCAUGCCUUCUGUUCCAGAUUUCUCGCCCAGGAGGUCGCCAAGAUACGACACAGGACGACCAAGAAACUCUUCUGGCGAUGAGAUAAAGGAGUCCUUCGCACCCAACAGCCGUCCAGGUUCUUCCUCUGCCUGUAGUCGACUCCUUUAUGGUGGUCAGCGUAAUAGGAACACGGAUUGGUGGCCUGGCCAUUCAUUCAUUCUGAUGUUUAUCUCUAAGAUCAAUUUGUAA
This is a messenger RNA of Saccostrea cuccullata (small rock oyster), 564 nucleotides long. RefSeq lists its product as uncharacterized. The record is from RefSeq and is a predicted model, not a curated record. The transcript has 2 exons. NCBI's taxonomy places the organism in Eukaryota, Metazoa, Mollusca, Bivalvia, Ostreida, Ostreidae. The coding region runs from base 1 to 564 and encodes 187 amino acids.